Messenger RNA from Podarcis muralis (Common wall lizard), 363 nucleotides. NCBI's taxonomy places the organism in Eukaryota, Metazoa, Chordata, Lepidosauria, Squamata, Lacertidae. The record is from RefSeq and is a predicted model, not a curated record.
GAUGGAUCUAGACAAGCCCUUUUACAAGCCUGGAGAGAGAGUAAAACUUCGAAUUGUGCAGCUUGAUGAACAAUUUAAGGUCCGCAAUAAAUCUAUCCCUUUGCUAGAGCUGAGAGAUCCUAAUGGGAACCGAAUAGGCCAAUGGGUAGACGUGAAGCCUCACCAUGGCAUUGUGGAUCUGUCUUUCCCUCUGGCCUCGGAAGCGGCCCUGGGAUCGUAUACCUUCAAAAUGGGAGAGGACUACAGAAAUAGGAAAGCAUUCACUGUGGAGGAAUAUGUGCUGCCUAAAUAUGAAGUGCUGUUUGAACUUCCGCAACUUGUCACCAGAGCAGAUGAAGAAGUUCAAGUCAAAGUGCUUGGCAG